Prosopis cineraria is the source of this 1036-nucleotide messenger RNA. RefSeq names its product fasciclin-like arabinogalactan protein 12. The transcript has a single exon. The record is from RefSeq and is a predicted model, not a curated record. NCBI's taxonomy places the organism in Eukaryota, Viridiplantae, Streptophyta, Magnoliopsida, Fabales, Fabaceae. The coding region runs from base 109 to 825 and encodes 238 amino acids.
UUCAUUUUCACCUAAUCUUCACACAAUCCCCUUUCAUCCCUCCAUAAAUUCGCUCCUUCCACUUCUCUCCCUUCAAGGACCCUGCCUCCGGUUUCCCCAACGCAAGAUAUGGUGAUCGUGAAGCUUCUUUUCCUUGUCCUCUGCCACUCUGUCUCCACUACUUCAGCUCAGUCGCCGGCCACCGCGCCUUCGCCCUUGUCUGCCCCCACCGAUGUCAUCAGGGUCCUUAAGAAGGCUGGAGGGUUCACCACUCUCAUUCGUCUCCUCAAGACCACCCAGGUCUAUACUCAGAUAAACUCCCAGCUCUUGAACUCCAACAAUGGCAUGACCUUCUUUGCACCCACCGACAAUGCCUUUGCUAGUCUCAAACCCGGGUUCCUCAAUUCCCUCAAUGACCAGCAAAAGAACGAGCUCAUUCAAUUUCACAUGUUGCCCACAUUUGUUGCCGUCUCCAAUUUUGAUACCCUGAGCAACCCGGUGAGAACACAAGCCGGUGAUGAUCCUGAAAGGCUGGCAUUGAACGUCACGAGUUCUGGAAACCAAGUGAACAUGACAACGGGCAUUGUCAACACAACUGUGGGUGGCACUGUGUAUUCUGAUAAUCAGCUUGCUGUUUAUCAGCUGGACCAGGUGCUUCUUCCUCGAGACUUCUUCCUUCCCAAGCCUCCGCCACCGGCAUCUGCUCCAGCCAAGGCCGAGACUUCUAAGAAGAAAUCUACAGAGGGUCCUGCUCCUGCAGCUGACGACUCUGCUGCUCUGAGUUUGAGGCAGAGGAGCGGUAUGUUGGUGAUUAUUGCAGUUGCUGCAGUAGCAUUUUGGUCGUGACAGGGGAACUUGAUUCAGAAAUAUCUUUUGUAGUUCUUCCAAAGUAAUUUCGUUUUGUCCACAUCCCUUCUUGUCUUCUUUUGUGAAUCAAAGUCAAUUUGUGGUGAGCAUUCCUGUUUCUGCUUUGUGUAUUUGAGGAAUAUUGUGUACUCUUGCGAUCAAAGAACUUCUCAAGGGCAAUUAAGAUGGACAUUCGUAGUUCUCUCCAUCA